Messenger RNA from Rotaria sp. Silwood2, 633 nucleotides. Lineage: Eukaryota; Metazoa; Rotifera; Eurotatoria; Philodinida; Philodinidae. The record is from the annotation of a GenBank genome assembly.
AUGAAUGGUACGAAUGGGGAAGUUAUAGCUGGUGGCAAUGAUCAAGAAAUUCGAUUAAAUCGUCCAACUGAUGUGUUAAUUGAUAAAGAGACGUGCAGUCUCAUUAUCUGCGAUUCGGAGAAUCGACGAGUUGUACGAUGGUAUCUUCAUAGUAGCACAACUCACGAAGAAACCCUCAUUGACAACAUUAGAUGUUGGGGAUUGGCCAUGGAUGAUCAGAGACACCUCUACAUCUCUGACUUCGAGAAACAUGAAAUAAGACGAUAUCACAUAGGGGACAAAAAUGGAACUGUCGUCGCCGGUGGUCAUGGCGAAGGUUCUGGUUUUAAUCAACUCAAUGUUCCAACCUACAUCUCUGUUGAUCGACAGCAGGCUGUCUACGUAUCAGACCGUUUCAAUCAUCGUGUGAUGAAAUGGAAUAAAGGUGCAAAAGAAGGAAUUGUCGUCGCUGGAGGUCAAGGCCGAGGGCAGACUUUGACACAAUUGUCAUUUCCAAACGGACUGUUUGUCGACACAUGGGGUACCAUCUAUGUGGCAGACAUGUUCAAUAAUCGAGUGAUGCGUUGGCCUCAGGGAGCGAGUAUGGGCACCGUCAUUGUGGGUGGAAAUGGUCAAGGUANUAUUUUAUUAUAA